[Candida] anglica is the source of this 402-nucleotide messenger RNA. Lineage: Eukaryota; Fungi; Ascomycota; Pichiomycetes; Serinales; Debaryomycetaceae. The record is from the annotation of a GenBank genome assembly.
UCCACAAUUAACCGAUAAAGAAUAUCAGAUAAUGGCUGCUGCUCACGGUGCUAAGUACAUUCGCCACGCCUUGGCUGCGCGUCCCCACGUUGACCCUACUCUCAAGUGGGCCUCCAAGUUCCUUGGUGCUUCCAUGUGGUUCUAUAUCUUCUACAGAAUUAAGGAAGAUGGUCCAGUUAUCUUUGGUCAAAAGUUACCAUUUGAACACCAUUAAUCAAAUAACCUGCUGAAACGCACAAGAAGAACACAAGUUCAUGUAGUUAAUGUGUCUGCCGGUUCGACAUUCUUCAAAAUGUGCAAUAACAACAAUACAAAACCCAAAUUUGUUUACACAAGUUUUCCUUUCUAGUCAUUUAAAUCUACACAUUUCACAGAUAGUACCAAAUAUAAAUACUUAUAUUC